CGUAGUUUAAUCUCUUGCACAAGCAUGGCGCGCUCCAGUGGAGUUGUUAUGAAUACGGACACUAUGAGACAUGCCGAAUAUACACCGAAAUCAACCAUGCCGAGUGAGACAGAUAUAGACAAACGACUUGGUGGUACUCUGAUAGCAGUGGGACUGGGGGUUGCUGCUGCAGGGUUUGCAGGUCGGUACGCUUUCCAUUUAUGGAGACCUCUAGGUCAGGUUAUUACGGAAGUUGCUAAGAAAAUGCCGUCUGCGUCAUUCUCUGCAUACUACAAAGGUGGAUUUGAGCUGGAGAUGACCAAACGGGAAGCCAGUCUUAUCCUUGGGAUCAGUCCGAAUAGCACAAAGGCAAAGGUGCAAGAAGCCCACAGGAGGAUCAUGGUCCUAAAUCAUCCAGAUAAAGGUGGAUCCCCGUAUUUGGCAGCAAAGAUCAAUGAAGCAAAAGAUUUGCUUGACUCUGGCUCUCGGCGCUGACCCAGCUGCCUGUGCUACCCAAACACACAGUUACAUCUUCCAUGCCGCCAACUCACCCAAGAACCUCCUCAAGUCACUGAUCUUCUUAUGUUUUUCUGCUAUAAAUCAGCAAACUCUCAGCAUAUUGCACUCUGUGUUAUCUGUCAUUGAUUCUUACCUCCACUUUAAUGCAACUCGGCAAAGGUAGAUCAUUCAUGUUAAAAGGUAUUUGCACUGUAGAUGCAGAAUAUCUUACAAUAGUCUUUAUUAUUUAUUGAGGUGACUUGUUAUAUGGUGGACGUAUGCUGAAAAACAACAUGGUAGACAUCAUUUUCUAUAGUGUAAUGGCUUGAUGUAGAGGAAAAGCAAUUAUAUAAUGCUAAAUUUCUUUUUGAUGGCAGUUACUCAUUUUAUCUAAAAAUGGUUUUGAAUAAUUUAACCUUGUGAGAAAUUGUAAACCAGAAACUAUUUGUGGUGUGAAAGCGUUUUUUGUUGUUGUUUAGUUUUUUUAUUUUAUUUUGCUAUCUAAAGUUUUAAUGCCUGUGAAUUUAACUUCUAUCUAUUUUAUCUCUGGGUUGUUGGUUAAAAGUUAUCAUGAAUUAUAUGAUAGAUGCAACACUUUUACGCUACUGUGUAAGAUUGUGUAGUUGCUGUGAUGUUGUGGGCAAUUAUAACACCUGUUAACUUACAAUACAUUUUUAUUUGUAAUAUUUACAUUUGAAUGAACAUUAUUCAAUUAAAUUGACUGUAGGUUAUUAUUGACACCUUGGCUUGUCAAUAUAUUGUAUGGUAUAUAAUAUAUAUCAUAUGUAUAGCAUUUAAAGAUUUAAUUAAUUUUGAAAUAAUUGAAAUGUUAUUUCAAAUUGCUUUCCAAGGAAAAAAACUAUUCAAAUAUAAAAUAAAUAUAACAACAUUGGCAUAAUAAUGGAAUUCCUUUGAGGUGUGCACUUAAAUAGAGAGGGUAAAAAUGACUUGCCCCCAGUUACUAUCGCCAUAAGGGGGGCAAUUGUAAUACUCUUUUUGUAUUAAAGGUAUAGUUCACCCAAAAAUUUAAAUUCUGUCAUCAUUCACUGACCCUUGUGUUGUUCUAAACGUACGGUUUAUGACUUUCUUUCAUAGAAAGCAAUAUAUUAUCCUCACCAUUCACUUUUAUUGCAUCAUUCACUUUCAUUGUAUGGAAAAAAGGUGAUUGAUAAGGUGAUUGUUCUGCCUAACAUCUCCUUUUGUUUUCCAUGAAAGAAAGUCAUAUAUGUUUGGAACAACAUUAGGGUCAGUUAUUAAAAACAGACUUCUUGGAUUUAAUUCAACAUUAUAGCCUAGUCUUUAUCAAUAUAAAUAUAUUAAUGGUACUGCUACACUAGACAAAUAUGUUCCUUAUUUCAAAAGAUGGCAUUUAGAUUUGUAGUAGUUAUUAGGGCAAAUGUAAAAAAUUGCUCCCCAACUUCCCACAGGGACCAGUCCAUGUAAAUGGUAAGCUGUUUUAGUCUGCUAAACAAACUGUUUUACAAAUCUGGAAUGACUAACUCAUUAAAAGCAUUUCAGUGUUUGUAUGCAUGCUACCAUUUCCCCCCUGCCGUUGUGCUAUUGCUUAUGUGUGCAGUACAGAUGUCUGUAUGGUCUCCAGAAUUAUCCAUGCAGCUGUGGAGCAGUUGGGAUUUGGUAGAGGGGUGUUCUGUACGCCUUACAUCAGGCACCUAAAAGAUAGCCAUUUACUGUUUGUCAGACCUCUGGAGAUUUUUGUGAAGGUCAGGGUACUACAACACAAGCUGUUCAAACCAGUAACACAUUACUGCAAAAGAAAAAGACAUGAAAUGGGAAAAAACUUGCUUCUGGGUUGCAUUUUUUAUAUCUGAGAAACAGGCUGUGUUCAGAAUAAAAUACUUCUAACUGAAUAUGGUGCAGUUUUUUUAUUAACUAAAACAGUAGGCCCAUUU
Xyrauchen texanus (razorback sucker) is the source of this 2387-nucleotide messenger RNA. RefSeq names its product DnaJ (Hsp40) homolog, subfamily C, member 15 (gene dnajc15). NCBI's taxonomy places the organism in Eukaryota, Metazoa, Chordata, Actinopteri, Cypriniformes, Catostomidae. Gene Ontology annotation, molecular function: ATPase activator activity. The transcript is spliced from 6 exons. The coding region runs from base 25 to 474 and encodes 149 amino acids. Gene Ontology annotation, cellular component: PAM complex, Tim23 associated import motor. Gene Ontology annotation, biological process: protein import into mitochondrial matrix. The record is from RefSeq and is a predicted model, not a curated record.